Molecule: messenger RNA, 2033 nt
Organism: Propithecus coquereli (Coquerel's sifaka)
Lineage: Eukaryota; Metazoa; Chordata; Mammalia; Primates; Indriidae
Product: protocadherin-9-like
Exons: 2
Coding region: 240-572 (110 amino acids)
Source: RefSeq, a predicted model, not a curated record
AGCGCCGUGUUACGUUUCACCUCCCUGAUGGCUCCCAGGAAAGCUGCAGUGACAGUGGUCUAGGAGACCACGAGCCGGUGGGUAGUGGAACCCUGAUCUCACACCCUCUUCCUCUGGUUCAGCCACAGGACGAAUUCUAUGACCAGGCCUCUCCGGACAAGAGGACCGAAGCAGAUGGCAACUCUGACCCCAACUCUGAUGGGCCUCUGGGUCCCCGAGGAUUAGCUGAAGCUACAGAGAUGUGCACCCAAGAGUGCUUGGUUUUGGGUCACUCAGAUAAUUGCUGGAUGCCUCCUGGCUUGGGUCCCUAUCAACACCCAAAAUCUCCUCUCUCAACCUUUGCAUCCCAGAAAGAAUGGGUCAAGAAGGACAAGCUUGUGAAUGGGCACACCCUGACCAGAGCCUGGAAAGAAGACAGCAACAGGAACCAGUUCAAUGACCGUAAGCAGUAUGGCUCCAACGAAGGCCAUUUCAACAAUGGCAGCCACAUGACAGACAUUCCUCUGGCGAAUCUAAAGUCUUAUAAGCAAGCAGGAGGUGCUAUUGAGAGUCCUAAGGAGCACCAACUCUAAGAAAAGGCUAUAUGGGACCUAAUAACUUUAAUCUAAAUAGACAUGCUAAUAUGUGUGUGUCAGAGCUUUAUGUAUUCAAUAGAUCUCUACAACUAUGCCCCUUCUAGCAGGGAUACCCAUAAUUUUGUGUUAGCACUAUGGAGGAUAUAAUGUUUUGCAACAUAAGAGAGAAAGUAGUUCUACUAGCCAUGUGAUCUUGUUUACUAGAAUUGAUUAAACUUUCCAGAGAUCUCUCCGUUGUGCAAAUUUUUUUUUAUUAUUGCAUUUUAUUUUGACCCUGGACUGCUGCUAUGAACAAUAGAAUAUGCAUUUGGAGAGUAAGGAAGUUAUAUGGAUUAGAGUGACUGACAAACAUAUCCAGUUAGAAAAUUGUGCUCUUUUUGUCAUUGAUUUGUGCUGGGACCGCUAUACUUGACAUUAUACUUCAAACAAAACUUAAAAAGAUAAGCAUUAAACCUAUUGUGCUGUUAACAACGUUAGUGGACACUUGUAAGUCAAUCAGUGUUAAAGUAUUUGUAAAUAGAAGCAAGUUAUUAUUAACAAUUUUUGUGUACUUAUAACGUUCACCUAAAAAUGUUGUAGCAUAAUUCUGUGUUUUAUGGUUGCUUCUUUCCUUUUUUUUUUUAAUUUACCUCUUUGUUGUUAUUUCUUUUAGUGAGGUGUUUCUGCGUUUGUAGUCUGUCUUGACACACAUUGUUCAAAGGAUCUCAAACACUUGUGUUUAAAAAAAGGUUCUGAAAUCUUUUCGUAUGAUAGCUUAUGAUGCUGGAAUUCUGUAAAAAUAAAGAUGAAAGAAAAAAUGAAAACCUUGUACCAAAAGGGAACUCUGCAAAAGCUUGGAAAUUCAGAACCUAUUUUUUGAUAUUCUUAUUUUCAAAGUAGGCAAAAGCAAAGUCACUUAAUUAGUACCAUUAAGUGAAAGAGUAAUGGGAAAGUGUUAUCUGUUAAAGUGAUAUAAUAUUACGUACUUGUCACUUAUGCAAAACUAAUGUCUCAAAAUUAGCAUAUAUGAAAGAAAAAUCACUAUUCAAAAAUAGUUUAAAUUUGGCAAAUGUGUGUCUACAAUUUUGUUGAAAUGGCAGAGUUCGUGUUGAUUCUCAUAUACAAUACUGUUGUUGUAACACAAGUGUUAUUAGACCAUAGCCACAAAAUAUUUAAUGUGUUGUGCCUUCAUGCUGUAACAGAACAUUCUCCAGGUAGGGUAGUUGGGGGAAAUAAAGGGAUAAAUCUCUACUUAUUGCUGUUUAACUGUUUGUUAUCAUAGUUGGUCAAUGCCUGGCAGGUACCAGCAUAUUGUCACUUAGGUCAAACCAACAGAGUGACAACUAAUGUUAAUAAGAUCUCAGUUGCACGUGCAAACAAAUCCAAAUUCGAACAUUCUUAGGAGGUUUAUGUUAAGGCAUGACAGAUGAUUUAAACAAAUAAAUAGCAUGCAACACAAUGUCUUUAUUGAAAGAAGUG